CUCUAUGACUUGAGCCCAGCCUUAAGUUUCUGUUGUCGUUUUCAUGUUUGUAACCUAUAAUUACACGCGAGUUUAUUGUCUGUAAAAAAUUAACCGGCGUGGGUAAACAAACCUUGGAAUAAAAAAAAUAAAUUGCGAAAAUGAUGGACAAUUUUCAUAAAAUAGAAAAAAUAGGUGAAGGAACUUAUGGGGUUGUUUAUAAAGCACGCGAUAGAGUAACAGGAAAAUUAGUAGCACUCAAAAGAAUACGAUUCGCCACGGAAACUGAAGGCGUUCCAUCCACAGCAAUCAGAGAGAUUUCAUUACUCAAAGAUCUCACUCAUCCAAACAUUGUACAAUUGUUUGACGUUGUUAUUGGAGAUCAAGAUCUCUAUUUGGUUUUUGAAUAUCUCCAGCAAGACCUCAAAAAAUACUUAGACUCUGUUAAAAAUGUUGCCAUCAAUCAGGAUCACUGGAGUUCAUUGGUCAAGAGCUACCUUCAUCAGUUAUUAAAGGCUAUCACAUUUUGUCACAACCACUUAAUUCUCCAUAGAGAUUUAAAGCCACAAAAUCUUCUUAUUGAUCAAGAGGGUUACAUAAAGUUAGCUGACUUUGGUCUUGCACGAUCUUUUGGACUUCCAAUGAGAAUGUACACUCAUGAAGUUAUUACUUUGUGGUAUAGAGCACCUGAAAUACUAUUAGGAACAAAAUUAUAUUCACAUGCUGUUGACAUCUGGAGUUUAGGAUGUAUUUUCGCUGAGAUGGCAACAAGAAGAGCUCUAUUUCCUGGUGAUUCAGAGAUAGAUCAACUUUUUCGAAUUUUUAGAACACUUGGAACACCUGAUGAAACCAUUUGGCCUGGAGUUUCUCAACUUCAGGAUUACAAAUCAAUGUUCCCGCAGUGGGAUGCCAGAAGUUUAAAUGAAGUUGUGCCAAAUGUUACUGACGAUGCGAGAGACUUAUUAUCAAAACUUUUAACUUAUGAUCCAAGCCAACGAAUCACAGCACUGAAUGCUUUGAAUCAUUCUUAUUUUAAAGAUGUUAAACUAACUCGUCCGAUCAUUCCAAAAAAAGACUGAUAAACUCUACAUCAGAUCACCUGAAACAAAUUUCAAUGUAAGAGAAAUUUCAUCAAGCUGCUAACCGAUAUUUACAACGAUUUUUUUUUUAUAUAUUGAUUUUUUUUUACAUGCUAAAACUUAGAAUUAUGCAUUAUCACAUGUAAGAUAUAAACUAAAAUAUAUUUUAACAUAAACCAAAUUUU
This is a messenger RNA of Chelonus insularis, 1243 nucleotides long. Its product is annotated as Cyclin-dependent kinase 2. NCBI's taxonomy places the organism in Eukaryota, Metazoa, Arthropoda, Insecta, Hymenoptera, Braconidae. Gene Ontology annotation, cellular component: cytoplasm; cyclin-dependent protein kinase holoenzyme complex; nucleus. Gene Ontology annotation, molecular function: ATP binding; cyclin binding; cyclin-dependent protein serine/threonine kinase activity. Bases 141 to 1058 code for a protein of 305 amino acids. The record is from RefSeq and is a predicted model, not a curated record. Gene Ontology annotation, biological process: signal transduction; protein phosphorylation; G1/S transition of mitotic cell cycle. The transcript has 6 exons.